Messenger RNA from Diabrotica balteata, 531 nucleotides. Lineage: Eukaryota; Metazoa; Arthropoda; Insecta; Coleoptera; Chrysomelidae. The record is from the annotation of a GenBank genome assembly.
AUGGCGCGCCACAAUUUUGAGUUGUAUCAAUGGCUAUGAAAAAUGCAACAUCGUCCGGUCUAUUACAAUUAAUAGACUAAGGUGGCUAGGACACCUUGAAAGAAUGGACACUGGAGACCCCCAAAGACAGAUAUUCUAUCAAGAGCCAGUAGGAACCAGGAAGAGAGGCAGGCCAAGAUCUAGAUUCCAAACUCAAGUCGAAGAUGACUUGAGGAAUCUAGGGGUCAGAAAUUGGAAAGCCAGCGCGAAAGAUAGGGGGAAUGGAGACUAAUUCUUGAACAGGCUAAGACCCAGGGUUGUAGAGCCAAAGAUGAUGAUGCAGUACAAUUGUAUAAAAUAGAAAACUAUUAUACAUCAUCGGAAUAUAUAGAAAACAGCAAAAAAAAGUAUGAGUGCACUUUAUCACUACUCUUACUGUAUAGUGCUAGUGAGAGAAUGCAGCGUAUAAUAUUUAGUGUAAUUUUGAAGUCUUGGGAGUUUAAAACCCAGGAAUAUGCCCCUGAUGAAUACUCUAGAGAUGUAGCCCAAUAA